Messenger RNA from Vicia villosa (hairy vetch), 630 nucleotides. RefSeq lists its product as uncharacterized. The transcript has 4 exons. Lineage: Eukaryota; Viridiplantae; Streptophyta; Magnoliopsida; Fabales; Fabaceae. The coding region runs from base 1 to 630 and encodes 209 amino acids. The record is from RefSeq and is a predicted model, not a curated record.
AUGACUUGUGUAGAAACUUGCAAUGCUACUUCAAUAAAGAGUGCAAAAGUGCUUGAUGAGGAAGUUGAAAACAAGGAUGUUGAGAAGGAAGAUGAUAAUCGUGCAGCGGAAGAUGAGGAAGAUGAAAUUGUUGUAACUGAGGUGAAUAAAGAAGUGAAAAAAAGAGAUCAAUCCAAAAGGAAGAAAGCAUGUGACAAAAUGGCAAGCAAGAGUGCAAAAGUGCUUGAUGAGGAAGUUGAAAACAAGGAUGUUGAGAAGGAAGAUGAUAAUCGUGCAGCGGAAGAUGAGGAAGAUGAAAUUGUUGUAACUGAGGUGAAUAAAGAAGUGAAAAAAAGAGAUCAAUCCAAAAGGAAGAAAGCAUGUGACAAAAUGGCAAGCAAGAGUGCAAAAGUGCUUGAUGAGGAAGUUGAAAACAAGGAUGUUGAGAAGGAAGAUGAUAAUCGUGCAGCGGAAGAUGAGGAAGAUGAAAUUGUUGUAACUGAGGUGAAUAAAGAAGUGAAAAAAAGAGAUCAAUCCAAAAGGAAGAAAGCAUGUGACAAAAUGGCAAGCAAGGCUGGGCCGUGUCCCGUAUCCCGUAUCGGUCUGCGUUACGUUCUACCAACAUUGUUGCAAGGAAAAUCUUUUCAAUAA